AACCCAUAAAUACUCUCACUUCGUUUCUCACAAAUCACACAAAAAAUGGCAACCUAUGGUGUUGUGGUGGUUUGCUUGAUGGUAGUAUUGAGCAAUGUAUCGUUCGGCUCAGCUAAAGAUUAUACGGUUGGAGACACAGCUGGUUGGGCAUUGAGUGUCGAUUACACUAAAUGGGCUAAAGGAAAAACUUUCAAAGUAGGAGAUAGCCUUGUGUUCAAUUAUGACACUAGCCACACAGUGGAUCUAGUGAGCUCAAGUGACUACACCACUUGCACCAUCGGCAAUUCCAUUGCAUCCUACAACUCCGGAACCACCACCAUCGCCCUAAACACCACCGGAUCUCAUUACUACAUAUGCGGGAUAAUGGGACAUUGUAGUGGCGGCAUGAAGCUAAGGAUUAAGGUCACUAGUGAUGGCAGUCCCUCUCCCUCUCCAACGCCAUCAUCCAUACCAGCCGAUUCUCCCACCACCACGUCUUUGGGAACCGCCCUUCCCCCUCCUACAGUAGCCGGAACAACUAGUAAUGUUCCAGUGGAAAGUUCAUCAGCCACCAUCUCGCCGCUUGUAGCAGUUGUUUUCUGUUUGGUUGCAUUUAUGUUUGAGUUGAUUCAUGGUUGAGUUUAUCGGUCAGGAAUGAGGCAGUGCACUAUCUCUCUAGUCAUUUUUUUAUGUUAGAACAUCAUUUAUGUAUUUGGAGUGUGUAUUUUAUCAUUGUGAAUGUUUAUUGUCUUUAUAAUAUUUUUAUUUGGUCAUUGUAUUUCAUGCCAGAUUCUUGAUUUGACUAAAAAUACAAUUAGAUGUGUUUUCAA
Helianthus annuus (common sunflower) is the source of this 809-nucleotide messenger RNA. RefSeq names its product blue copper protein-like. Gene Ontology annotation, molecular function: electron transfer activity. The coding region runs from base 46 to 618 and encodes 190 amino acids. The transcript is spliced from 2 exons. Lineage: Eukaryota; Viridiplantae; Streptophyta; Magnoliopsida; Asterales; Asteraceae. Gene Ontology annotation, cellular component: plasma membrane. The record is from RefSeq and is a predicted model, not a curated record.